Molecule: messenger RNA, 1447 nt
Organism: Gadus morhua (Atlantic cod)
Lineage: Eukaryota; Metazoa; Chordata; Actinopteri; Gadiformes; Gadidae
Product: myoneurin
Exons: 2
Coding region: 105-1088 (327 amino acids)
Biological process (GO): regulation of transcription by RNA polymerase II
Molecular function (GO): DNA-binding transcription factor activity, RNA polymerase II-specific; RNA polymerase II cis-regulatory region sequence-specific DNA binding
Source: RefSeq, a predicted model, not a curated record
AAGUACUUCCUGUUUUUAUAUUAUGCCCUGAAGCUUUAGAAUGCUACUAAUCUGAUGCUUUUCUAGGGUUUGCUAUCAAUGUGAACCACAUUUCUUGCAUAAAAAUGACCUCUAUGAUGAAUCUCAGAGUGUUUAUGAGUGAACGCCUCUCUUCAGCAGCUAUCGAAAUAUUUGAUGAGGUUGAGAAAGUCAUAACAUUGUACGAGGCUGAAGUUACUCGUUCUAGAGAAGAGGUACGCUAUCUCCAAAAGCAGCUGGAACUUCAUCGACUGAAGGAUCAUCCAGAUAUCAACGGAAUCGUUAUUCGAGAAGACGCUAGCAUCACUCCCCGACUGGUGAACAUGGCCGCAACAAUUAAAAGAGAAGAAGGAUCCACACGAAGCAUGGAUGAUAAAGAAUCUGAACACUCGCAAACGAACGUUGACUCCACAUAUACAAACAAUGCAAUCCAGUUAGAUAUAUCCAAGAUCAAAGAAGAAAGAGAGGUCAUGUGCAUUGACAGUGAAGGGUUGGAUGUUCACACGACUACUACCACAGUUAACAUCAUGAAUAGAGAUAGAGACCCAGAACAGCCAGACAUGGAGGUCAGGUCUACAUAUGAAAUAGCAGACUUUCUUUCAAUGUGUCCAUCAGCUUUGACCAGUGAUCCACAAGAGGAGUGGAGUAAACAAAGACAGAAAACCAAAGAGUCUGCAUUGGCAGUCCAAAGAGAGAGCAACGGUUUAGGUUUGAAUCAGGAGUUGACACCGCUGCCUCUCGAAAGUGCCUCCACAAGGAAUCAGAACUCCGACCAAAGCUUUUGCCAUUUGUGCGGCAAGCCGUUUCGGUACAUUGGCUCUCUCAUGAAACAUAUAAAAAUGCACGACGACCACACGGUGAUCUGUGGUAUAUGUAAUCGGUCAUGCCACAACAUAAACGACCUGUUAAAUCAUCUGAGGUGCGCUCACAGGGGUUCCUACUUUUGUCACAUUUGUGGCAAAACGUUCUCAAAACAGUGUUUUCUGAUUAUACACUCCAAGCAACAUAAGGGGUUGAGGCAGCUUGCGUGUGAAGACUGGCAUCAAAGUUCUAGCACGGGCGCAUUUUGAAAUUGCAACUCAUGAUGAACAAGACCGGUUUGCUCUGAACUCAAUCAGAAGUUGGUUACCAUUUGAGGUUGUCUUUUAAGAGAUCUCCCUCAAAAUAUACAGUAUAUUUUACACAAAAUGUUAAUAUAUUUUGUAUACAUUUCCAGUUUUUCUUGUAUAGGUGCAUCAUAAGUAUUAUUUUUUAAAUGUAUUGUUCUAAGCACUUGUUUUAUUUAUUGUUCUCUGUGAUGACAAUGUUUUAUUAUGUUUGUCACAUUAGUAAUAUAUAUGUUGUAAGUCUAUCUUUGUUUUUAUUUUUAGUACCAAAGAAGGAAGGAAAUUCCUUCUUAAAGACAAUAAACUUCCAAGAAUCCUCAAAG